CAAACCCGUGAGGGAGUCAUUUCAUUGGAACUUGAAUCGGCAAAGAAGUCAAGAUGGCCCAAUGUCCGAACAUGCUCGAAGACCUGAAGAGCUGUUACAGUGAAAAUGAAGAAUAUGCUUCUGCCAUUGACCAUCUCUCUCUGAAUCAGAAAUCCUUCUAUGACACAAACUAUGAUCCGCUCCACGAGAACCGUGUGGAUAAGCCAGUGUCUCCGAAUCCCUACGAAAACUCAGAGGAAUCCAAUUUUACCCUCGAGGACAGCUCGGACAGCUCAGCGGUGGUGUUAACAUCAGCCCAUGGGGAGGUUCUGAAGAAGAGAAGGCUGAGUUUAAAUCAGACCAUGUCUAAUGAAGAUCUGGAAGCCAUCGCCAAUGAUUCGGAAGAAGAAAUCAUCGAGCCAUGGUCAGUACCCUACAGCUUCCAGAGCAAUCUGAAAUUCAAAUACCAGAGAUCUAUCAAAAAGGGAGCUGUCAUAACUGAUGCCAUGCACCAAAGCUUAAUUCGAGAAUCAAAUGGUCAACACCUCAAAGCCAUGCAUGUGGUCGAUCGGAAACAUGAAGUGAAAUUUGACAUAGAUGGUUACGUAUCUACAGCAACCCGAAUAAGACCUGUGACUCUAAAAAUCUCAAAAACCCAACUGUAUGUAUGUGCCCAGGAGGAAGGCCAGCCCGUGUUGCUGAAGGAGAUGCCUGAGACACCAAGAGUCAUCACAGGUAAUGACGUCAACCUGGUCUUCUUCUGGGAAAUUCAAAGAAAUCAUAACUUCUUCAGGUCGGCUGCCAAUACAGAUUUAUUCAUUGCCACAAAGAUGACAGGUCCGGUGCACAUGGCCAAGACACUGCCCUCCAUGUUGGACUUUCAGAUAUCCUAAGAUCAGCCUCAACUCUGGAGUCUGUUAGUCUGUAUGUACCAUGUACAUGAAGAAGUCAAGCUCUUUACUCUUACUCAUUUGCUGAGCAUGUGCUGAGCCUUGGUAAUCCUAAAUGAAUGUUUACCCUCUUUGUAAGAGAAGGGAAUUUCUAAGAGAACCAACAUUAACAUAUAAUGCUAUCUGUUACUUAAAGAACACCCUAUACUUUGCACAGUACCAAUCAUUUUAAUUAUCAUUCUUCAUAACAUUCACAGGAAGACCAGAGUUACUGACAGCAGCUACCAAAAAGACUCUACUCAUAUGACAAGCAGGUUAACCGAGGCAUAGGAAAACUAAAAAAUAAUAAUAUUCCAUAUAGCAGCUAGAGUGAGAAACCACAGGCCUAGGAUUUCAUUCCAACUCUGUGCCUUCUGCUUCUAAAUUGAUCACAGACACUUAAUCAAAUAGGAAUAGUUGCUAGGAUCUUUGUUUUACCAUUUUCAAAAGGGAGAGAAUGAUACCUGUAUCUUUCCUGCCUCAGUGUUUUUUUAAUGUCAAACAGUAAGGUCAUUUUAGUCAGAUAACUCUUGAAGCUGAGCCUCAAGAAGACAGACCACAGAAUGUUAUUUUUAAGUUAUUUAUAUAAGUAUUUAUAUAUAUAUUUAAGAUAAUUAUAUUACUAUAUUUAUGGCAGCUCCUUGCAUCCCCUGGGAGUGACCACACAUGCUCAACAAAUGUAGAGUUUCUAGGCUGAGUGAGUUAGAGGGAGUACUCCAGAGAAUGUAGGUCCAAGUAAUGCUUUCUCCGUAGCCAUGAAGCUCUAUGUUCUGGGACUUAGGAGCCUUACAAUUAUGACAAUAGAUUUAUGUUAAUUAUUUUUCUUGAGAUGAUACUUGAACCAAUAUUUCAUUCUUGCCUUGGCAUUCUUCUGUUAUUUAACUUGAUGCAUAUACUGAACUAAUUAAAAUGAGAGGAAUUUAACUUUGGCAACCAUGGAACCAUUGUUAUCUAAACUUUCUUUUCUGAAAUGUAAUCAUCUCAAUCAUAUUUGAAUAAAACGACAAAUUUGAUUGGA
This is a messenger RNA of Cavia porcellus (domestic guinea pig), 1926 nucleotides long. RefSeq names its product interleukin 1 alpha (gene Il1a). NCBI's taxonomy places the organism in Eukaryota, Metazoa, Chordata, Mammalia, Rodentia, Caviidae. Bases 54 to 872 code for a protein of 272 amino acids. Gene Ontology annotation, cellular component: extracellular region. The record is from RefSeq and is a predicted model, not a curated record. Gene Ontology annotation, biological process: inflammatory response; immune response; cellular response to lipopolysaccharide. Gene Ontology annotation, molecular function: interleukin-1 receptor binding; cytokine activity. The transcript has 7 exons.